Desarmillaria tabescens is the source of this 171-nucleotide messenger RNA. RefSeq lists its product as uncharacterized. The transcript is spliced from 2 exons. Gene Ontology annotation, molecular function: copper chaperone activity; metal ion binding. Gene Ontology annotation, cellular component: cytosol. The record is from RefSeq and is a predicted model, not a curated record. The annotation marks the transcript as partial. Lineage: Eukaryota; Fungi; Basidiomycota; Agaricomycetes; Agaricales; Physalacriaceae. Gene Ontology annotation, biological process: copper ion transport.
AUGACUUGCACUGGAUGCUCCGGCGCUGUCACUCGUGUCCUCGAAAAGGCCAAACUUGACGGUGUGAAUGACUACUCCGUCAAUCUGGAUACGCAAGAAGUCAUUGUGAAGGGAAGCAUUCCCUACGAAGACGUUCUUGCCAGAAUCAAGAAGACUGGCAAAGAGGUGCGU